This is a messenger RNA of Colletotrichum siamense, 2331 nucleotides long. RefSeq names its product Vacuolar transporter chaperone 4 (gene vtc4). Bases 1 to 2331 code for a protein of 776 amino acids. Gene Ontology annotation, biological process: microautophagy; vacuole fusion, non-autophagic; vacuolar transport. Gene Ontology annotation, cellular component: vacuolar transporter chaperone complex; fungal-type vacuole membrane. Lineage: Eukaryota; Fungi; Ascomycota; Sordariomycetes; Glomerellales; Glomerellaceae. The transcript is spliced from 3 exons. The record is from RefSeq and is a predicted model, not a curated record.
AUGAAGUUCGGCGAGCAGCUCCGUUCGAGCAUUAUUCGCGAGUACCAGUGGUACUACAUCGACUACGAUGCCCUCAAGGCCGACCUCAAAACAGCCACCGGCCCCGUCAUCUCGACCGACAAUGGCAAAGGCAAGGGCAUCAAGCGCGAGUGGUCCGAGGAGGAUGAGGGUCGCUUUGUGAAGAAGCUCGAGGCCGAGCUUGACAAGGUGCACACCAAGCAGCAGGUGAAGGCCAUGGAGAUUUCGAGGCGCAUCGCCGUGAGCGAGCGCGAGGUUAGAGGCGUCGUCAAUCGUCUCAUCGAGCGCGGCCCUCGCGAGGAUGGCCCCAGCGAAGAGGAGUUCAUGCUCUUGGAGGAGGACUUGAGCGACAUUAUUGCCGAUGUGCAUGAUCUUGCCAAGUUUGUCCAGCUCAACUAUACUGGGUUUUAUAAGAUUAUCAAGAAGCACGACAAAAUGACUGGCUGGCACCUCAAGCCCGUUUUCGACACCCGACUGAAGGCGAAGCCUUUCUACAAGGAGAACUACGAUGCCUCCGUAGUGAAGCUGUCGAAGCUGUACGACUUGGUGAGGACGAGAGGAAACCCGGUCAAGGGUGACAGCGCCGCUGGUGGCUCUCAGGGAAGCUUCGUUCGUAACACGACGAAAUACUGGGUCCACCCCGACAACGUGACCGAGUUGAAGCUCAUCAUCCUGAAGCACUUGCCCGUCCUGGUUUUCAACGCCAGCAAGGAAUUCGAGACGCAGGACUCGGCAAUUACAUCCAUUUACUACGACAACCCGAGUGCCUGGGACCUGUACGAGGGCCGUCUGAAAAAGACGGAGGGAGCCGAGGCUAUCCGUUUGAGAUGGUACGGUGGGAUGCAGAGCGAGAACAUCUUUGUUGAGCGCAAGACCCAUCGUGAGGACUGGACAGGAGAGAAAUCCGUCAAGGCGCGUUUCUCUCUUAAGGAGAAGAACGUCAACUCGUACAUGCGAGGUGAGCUUCUGCCGGCAGCUCUCUUCGAGAAGGCGCGCAAGGAGGGCAAGAAGCCUGAGAAGCAGAUUGCCGAGGACGAGAGGCUCGCUGCGGAAGUCCAAUACUCUGUUCUCAAGAAGGGUUACAAGCCCGUGUGCCGAUCCUUCUACAACCGCACAGCCUUCCAGCUCCCCGCCGAUGCUCGUGUCCGUAUCUCUCUGGACACUGAACUCACCAUGGUUCGGGAAGACAACCUCGACGGCGUCAAUCGCUCCGGCGACAACUGGAGGCGCAUGGAUAUUGGUAUUGAUUACCCCUUCUCGCAGCUUCCGCCAAGCGACAUUGUGCGCUUCCCGUAUGCGGUCCUCGAAGUCAAGCUGCAGACGCAGCUUGGUCAGGAGCCUCCGGAAUGGGUGCGUCAGCUGAUCUCCAGCCAUCUUGUGGAGGCCGUGCCCAAGUUUUCCAAGUUCAUCCAUGGAGUUGCUUGCCUAUUCCCUGAUCGCAUCAAUCUGCUUCCCUUCUGGAUGCCGCAGAUGGAUGUCGAUAUCAGAAAGCCGGCUACACACGACUUUGGUAUCCACAGACCAAACCAGUCGGCGACGGCUACAACAUCAGAUGACGAGGAUGAUGACCUUGACUCUGAUGACGAGGAGGGAGCUUUGAUACUCAGCAACAACGGUACCACGAACGGAGAGUCCAGUCGCCAAGGAGCUGCGAGGAAUGGUGCGGCCGAUAUCGAAGACCAAACGACCGAUGCCCUCGAAGGCGAAGACUUCUUGUACGACUCGGACGAGGAGUACGAUGCGGACGAAGUUCUGGAGGAGGCGCGCAGAGUUGGCGGCUGGACUUACUAUUCGGCUUUGGCAUCAACGAAGGCCCGCGCUUUCGGGCAGGGUGCUGUCGAUGUGUUGAAAUGGGCUGUGCCCCAUCCCCGUGGCUCAGUGAUUCCUAGGCGAGAGGCAACCACGCAGCUUUUCGGCACCGGCCCUGUUCAGACUAAGAGGUUCAAGGCGCCCAAGGGCAAGAAAAUUUACGUCCCCGUCCGCGUUGAGCCCAAGGUCUACUUCGCAGCUGAAAGGACCUUCCUAGGCUGGCUCGAAUUCUCAAUCUACGUCGGCACUGUCGCCGUCACGCUGCUCAACUUCGGCUCCAAGCCUACCAGUGCCUCGUUCAUCGUGGCCGGAGUCUUCACUUUGCUGGCCAUUCUGUCGCUCUGCUACUCUGUCGCAAUCUACCUGUACAGAAGCCAGGCAAUCCGUACCAGGAGAGCGGCCAAAUUCUACGACCGCUGGGGUCCCAGCGCGCUUUGCGGUGCGUUGUUCAUCGCCGUGGUACUCAACUUUGCUUUUGAGGGUAGAGAACGUCAGUACUGGUGA